AAGGCAAAAAGUGGCCAACCCAUAUUAUAUUCAACGUGCAGACAUCAAAUGAGAACAACUUUGAUUACCGACGAUAAAUAUUUGUACUUGUAGAAAAAGCUCAAAAGAGUAAUUCCCAGGCCCCAGCAGCAGAUUCACUGUGCAUCUGAAAAUCCGAAUAUCCUUCAGAGCUCUUAAUAACGUUGAAUAUAUUCAUACACAAUGGGGAAUCAAGAGUCUGCCUUAAAUGACGCUCACGGUGAUCAUUAUCACCACAGCCCAGAACGUGUAAGAAAUCAAAUUGGCUCCCAUCCUCAAUAUCAGCCUACUACUUAUGCAGAAAGCUCCCUCGAUUCUAACUAUCGAGCUCAAGCUACAUCAUAUGCCGGAAGUUCAGAUAGAGCAAACUAUCAGAGGAACCAGCAAGCCUCUUACAUAGCUGAUAACUAUAAAUCUUUGGAUGAGGUUGUUACCGCAUUGCGAGAAGCAGGCCUUGAAUCGUCGAACUUGAUUCUUGGCAUCGAUUUCACCAAAAGCAAUGAAUGGACAGGGAAGUCUUCAUUCAACAGGAGAAGCCUUCACUCAGUUGGUCACACGGCUAACCCAUACGAGCAAGCCAUCUCUAUUAUUGGGCGAACUUUGUCUCCUUUUGAUGAAGACAAUUUGAUACCUUGUUUUGGAUUUGGUGAUGCAACCACACACGAUCAGCAUGUGUUUAGCUUUUACCCUGAUCAUCGGCCUUGCCAUGGAUUUGAGGAAGCUCUAACAAGAUAUAAGGAAAUUGUUCCUUAUCUGAAAUUAUCAGGUCCAACAUCAUUUGCCCCAAUAGUCAAUGCUGCAAUUGAUAUAGUGGAAGCAAGUAAUGGGCAGUACCAUGUCCUUGUCAUUAUUGCAGACGGGCAGGUAACAAGGAGCAUUGACACUCCGCCUGGAAGCCUUAGCCCUCAAGAACAGGCUACUGUAAAUUCUAUUGUUGCUGCCAGUGAAUAUCCUCUUUCAAUUAUUCUGGUUGGAGUUGGAGAUGGCCCAUGGGAUGAAAUGAAACGGUUUGAUGAUAACAUUCCACAACGGGCAUUUGAUAACUUCCAGUUCGUUAAUUUUACAAAAAUCAUGUCUGAGCAUUCAGAGAUGGACAAGAAGGAAACAGCCUUUGCUCUUGCUGCACUAAUGGAAAUUCCAUUUCAGUACCGAGCCACACAACGCCUUCAAUUCAGAGAAAGCAAAAGAGGCCCUCGGACAAGGCCAUUUCCUCCUCCUCGUGAAGUAAUUGAUCAUGACAGUGCUGUCAAAUCAUUGCCACAUGUGACAAGCUAUGAACCUGUUGACUCUGGAGCUGCAGAACAAGUUUGUCCCAUCUGCUUGACAAACCCAAAGGACAUGGCUUUUGGAUGUGGUCAUUUGACAUGCAAGGAGUGUGGUGUCACGAUAACAUUGUGUCCUUUAUGUCGAGAGCCCAUUAAAACUCGCAUAAGACUGUAUAGCUAGAUGCCAGAAUGUCAAUUAAACAAGUUAUUAACUUUCCUUGUUCCUUGAAGAAGAAGACUCAGGUUGUCAUAUGAUAGCUGAUGAAAUAUAAUAUCAACACUGUAAAUGAGCUGUAACGUAUGUAUAAUUUAUAUGGAGUUCUUCAGCUUUUUAUUUUUUGGGGGUUAUGCACAUUUUUAGUGUCUAUCUAGUGAAAUGUACAUAACUAAAUAUAUGAUGGACUUCUAUAUUGAUGCUUAAUAUUCGUCACUGA
Molecule: messenger RNA, 1717 nt
Organism: Solanum dulcamara
Lineage: Eukaryota; Viridiplantae; Streptophyta; Magnoliopsida; Solanales; Solanaceae
Product: E3 ubiquitin-protein ligase RGLG3
Exons: 12
Coding region: 202-1464 (420 amino acids)
Source: RefSeq, a predicted model, not a curated record